UCCAGGGAACGUUUCCCUUGUCAGCUCAGGACCUAGAUAUUGCUCGGGACGCUGGUGAGUAGUCACCUUCAGCAGCUUUUGGAGAGAGAGGGGCACACUGACACCAGCUUGGUCUCCAUACCCUCCAACUUAUAACAAUGACGAGGUGACACGAAGCAGACAGAGAGAGAGAGAGAGGUGGAUCAGUUGGAGUUUUUGCGAACAAUAAGACCUUGUGGGGGAAGAGAUAUGGGUCUUGCAGGUCCCAUGUGCAGCUGCUUUAUCUGGUUAAACCACAUGGCAAGUCCUUCCUAGAAGGGAGAAUUCAUUCUUAAGUGCUUUACCCUGGGGAGCUGAAGUGCCUAACACGGAGCAAGUCUUUCUUGUUUAUUUCUUUUAUAAACUUGAUUUUCUGCAGGCCGGCCUGACCAUCUCACUUGCUGCUGCUUCUGCUACAAAGAAGCCAAUAUUAGGCUGUUUUUAGUUACUCCUCCUGCCGGACUGCAGUUGCCCUUUCAUUUAAUGGUUUCCCAGACAAAGCUCUGAAAUCAUCUCGGCAAGAGACACUUUAAUUUCGGGAAAGAAAACUGGCAUCUGUGAAAAGGGAAAAAUUUUGCACAAGGACAGUUUGACCCCUAUUCUGAACUGAGGAUUAUGGGUUAAAGGGAAACCAUGGUGAUUACUCAGUUGGAGCUGGAGUUCUGCUUUCAUGGGAAGAAGCUGAGAGGAUUUAAGUGUAAACUGACCAGGUCGCCCAAUGGCUUUCUCCCAGAAACCAACUUGUCUAUUGCUACCCAGGUGUUUGUGCCUUUCCUUUUGGCAGGACUGGGCAUGGUGGCAGCUGGCCUGCUGAUGGACCGUGUUCAACACUGGGAUGUCUUCAAAACCAUCACUGAGGUCUUCAUUCUGGUCCCGGCUUUGGUGGGCCUUAAAGGCAACUUGGAAAUGACCCUGGCAUCCCGGCUAUCCACUGCGGCAAACACAGGACAAAUGGAUAACCCCAAAGAUAGAUGGACGCUGGCAGUCAGCAACCUGGCUUUAAUACAGGUUCAGGCCACAGUCGUUGGGCUCCUGGCUGCCAUUGCUGCAAUUAUCCUGGGUUCCUUGUCUAAAGGUUAUGUGGAACUGGACCAAGCUGCCGUCCUCUGCGCCAGCAGUGUUACAACAGCAUUCAUUGCAGCUCUGUCCUUGGGUCUGGUGAUGAUUGGAGUAAUUAUCGUUUCCAGGAAAGUCGGAAUUAAUCCUGACAACGUUGCAACCCCUAUCGCUGCCAGCCUUGGAGAUCUGAUCACACUGUCACUGCUGGCGGGCAUUAGCAGUACACUGUUCCGAUAUAUAGAUAUUCUGUAUCUUUCGCCCCUUAUCUGUGCCGUCUUCCUCAUCCUCAUCCCUCUGUGGGUGGCUGUGGCUAAACAGAGUCCAUCCAUUGCAGAGGUACUAAAAUCCGGCUGGCAGCCAGUAAUUGUGGCCAUGUCCAUCAGCAGCAUUGGUGGCCUAAUUCUGGACAAGACAGUCACUGACCCAAAAUUUGAAGGAAUGGCUGUGUUCACCCCUGUAAUUAAUGGUGUGGCUGGAAACCUGGUAGCUAUACAGGCGAGCAGGAUCUCCACCUUUCUGCACUUCUGGAGUAUGCCAGGCGUUCUGCCCUACAAAAUGAGGCAGCACUGGCCCAACCCAUGCACCACCUUCUUCUCUUCAGGUAUAAAUUCCAAGUCUGCCCGAGUUCUCUUCCUGCUGGUAGUGCCUGGCCACCUGGUUUUCCUUUAUGCCAUCCACCUCUUACAGGGAGGCCACGCUUCCCUCACCGUUCUCUUCAUCACCUUUUACUUGACUGCUGCUCUGCUACAGGUGUGUAUCCUGUUGUACAUUGCAGAUCUCAUUGUGCGCUUCAUGUGGAGAAGAGGUCUCGACCCUGACAAUUUCUCCAUCCCCUACCUCACUGCUCUCGGGGACCUGCUGGGGACCGGCUUCCUGGCUCUAUGUUUCCGUUUUGUCUGGCUCCUGACCGGCACAGAGAGUGAGCUCGGAAACUGAAGGACAGUCAAAGGUUGGGCAGAACUGUAGCAGCACUUUGAUCCAUGAGUUUUAACUGUAUAGUCCCAGCUUGUUCUAUGAGCUGCACUCUAUUAGCCAGGAAGGAUAAUACACUUGAUUUUUACUUUAUUUAUCAGCAUCAACCAAGUCUCAGCAAACCGGGAAACUGCACUGGAUUUAUGAUGAAAAGAUUAUAUUUGUAUAUAAAUCUAAUGCCGUUUGUUUACAAUAAAAUAACAGGAAUUCUGACGUCA
Xenopus laevis (African clawed frog) is the source of this 2267-nucleotide messenger RNA. It is a transcript of the gene slc41a3.S, whose product is annotated as solute carrier family 41 member 3 S homeolog. The transcript is spliced from 10 exons. Lineage: Eukaryota; Metazoa; Chordata; Amphibia; Anura; Pipidae. Gene Ontology annotation, cellular component: plasma membrane; membrane. Gene Ontology annotation, molecular function: monoatomic cation transmembrane transporter activity; transmembrane transporter activity. The record is from RefSeq and is a predicted model, not a curated record. Gene Ontology annotation, biological process: transmembrane transport; metal ion transport; monoatomic cation transport. Bases 652 to 2013 code for a protein of 453 amino acids.